AUGAUCUUGCUCCUCUUCUUGUUCGGUCUGACUCUGGGUGCUCCUUCUGAGGCUCCAGUUCAACUACUGCGUGGAAGCUGUCCCAUGUUCUGGUACAGCUUCAAUGGCCGCUGCUACAAAUAUGUGGCCACUCACAUGAGCUGGGCUGAUGCAGAGCUCUACUGUGUGUCACAGCGAGCCAACCUGGUGUCUAUCUACAGCAACGAGGAAGAGGAGUUUGUUAAAUCUUUGAUUAAGAACUUUGACCAUGCUGAGGGACGCACCUGGAUUGGACUGAGUGACCUCCAUAAAGAAGGCAGAUGGAUGUGGUCUGAUGGUUGUGCAGUGAGUUUCGUCUACUGGCAUGCAGGACAACCAGACAACGCAGGAACAAAUGAACACUGUGUUCACACUAACUAUUCAAACUUAAAGAAGUGGAAUGAUCACCAAUGUUCUCUCAAUUUAGCUUCUGUUUGUGCAACACGCAUAAGCUGCCCUUAG
This is a messenger RNA of Pelmatolapia mariae (spotted tilapia), 480 nucleotides long. RefSeq names its product lactose-binding lectin l-2-like. The transcript is spliced from 2 exons. Lineage: Eukaryota; Metazoa; Chordata; Actinopteri; Cichliformes; Cichlidae. Gene Ontology annotation, molecular function: signaling receptor activity. The record is from RefSeq and is a predicted model, not a curated record. The coding region runs from base 1 to 480 and encodes 159 amino acids.